Molecule: messenger RNA, 2057 nt
Organism: Oncorhynchus mykiss (rainbow trout)
Lineage: Eukaryota; Metazoa; Chordata; Actinopteri; Salmoniformes; Salmonidae
Gene: gpr34l
Product: G protein-coupled receptor 34 like
Biological process (GO): G protein-coupled receptor signaling pathway
Cellular component (GO): membrane
Molecular function (GO): oxysterol binding; G protein-coupled receptor activity
Source: RefSeq, a predicted model, not a curated record
CUGAGAGUGGAGCGGAGCGGAGGGCAGAGCAGCUACCCAGGUGAUUGAUCAGAGUGCGUCGUCCUUGUGAUUCAGCUUGUGUCUCGGCCAGUGGGACUAGAUUGAAUACCACCCUGUUAGUGGGACGAUGAGGCACCUAGGAGACAACUCCAGUGGGCUUGAUGUGAACGGCACCUCCUGUGAGGUCCAUGACAGCAUCCUCUCUCCUGCCUUACCAAUUCUCUACUCAAUAAUCUGCUUCUUCGGCCUGGUCAGCAACAUCAUGACCAUAUUUGUGUUCUUCCUGAGGAAACACUCUGACUCGUCCAUGGCUGUGUACAUGAACCACCUGGCCAUGGCUGACUUCCUGCUGGUGAUGUGUCUUCCCCUGCGGGUCUACUACCACAACAGUCCGGGCCCCUUUUACCUCUGCAAGGUACUGGGCGUCUUCUUCUACGUCAACAUGUAUGCCAGCAUCCUUUUCCUCAGCCUGAUCAGUCUGGAUCGCUACCUGAAGAUCAUCAAGCCUGUGUGGGUCCUGAGAAUCCACAAGGUGCGGUGGAGCCACCGGGCGUCCUUCUCCGUGUGGGCAGGACUUGUCCUGGCCAUGUCUCUUUUUUCCCUAAGGAAAGCCAAGGAGCGCCCCUGUGAUAGGAUCUGCUUCCACUUCCACCACAAAGGACUCCUGGGGGGCAUGGCCAACCUCACCGUGGUGGCCUUCUUUUAUGCUAUCUUCCUCCUCUUUAUCUGCUUCUAUGCUCGGAUAACCACCAAGCUGAGAAACAUGUCUUUAGGCAACCGGGACCCCAAGGCCCAGCAGAGGAAGAGCAGGGUGAUCCUGAAGACCUUUGUGGUGCCGGUAAUCUUCACACUCUGCUUCCUGCCAUACCACCUGGUGAGAGUGCCCUACGUGCUGGCCCAAAUGGAUGUGAUCCAGGCCCUGGGCAGUAAGCAGAUUCUUCACAUCCUCAACGAGCUCACUCUGCUCCUGUCUGCCCUCAACAGCUGUCUGGACCCCAUCAUCUACUACUUAAUGUCCUGUACCUACAGGAGGACCAUCCUCUUUGCCCUGCAGGGGCAGUUCAAGACCAUGUACGCUGUUAACCGCAGACGCAUCAGUAUUAACCGAUCUAUUACAGAGAUAUAGAGCUACAGUAUCUAAGGCAGGGAGUUUUAACAUUUUGCACAAAUUAAUUUGGAUAAUGGACAAGUUGGAUUAACUGAAAAAGAUAAUGUAUAAUAGGCGUUAAUACUCUUAAUACUAUUGACUAUAAAAUAAGAAUAGAAGGAUAUUAUUGAAUGUACAUUAUGAAAUAUAUAUAUAUAUAUAUAAAUAUGAACUCUUGUUAUCAAGUUCUUACUGGACUUUGUAUAAUUUUUGGUCCAGUAAGAAUGUUUUUUUUUUAAAUGAGAAUUUGUGCAAUCUUUUUUGUUUGAGUAUGUUACUCACACUUAUGGAGGGUGACCUUAUGUUCGCAUGGUUAAAAGGGCAAUAUACAACAUGACCUUUUAAAUGUCUUACGCACAAGGAUUCCCCAAGAUGAGUAUGCUGUUUCAUUUCAUGUAAAUGACCUACAUACUCACCCUAUGAUUUUCCGACCCGAUGCUGUCGGAAAAUGUAUUCAUUAAAUGAAGUACACUGACAAAGGCUUGUGUCAGUCUUGUGCGCUUUUUAAAAUAAUGUUUUUUUCUGACAUGGGAUCAGUACAUUUAUAUUUUCACACGAUAGAGAGCCGUGAAGGUAUUUGUCUUUUACAAUUGCAUUAGUCACGUUCACCAACGUUGCUUUCAUUUGAAGAGUUUCUUUCCAAAACUCUAUAUCCAACAAUUUCUCACGUUUGUGUUUUUUCAUCAGAAGGAUUGCUUAGGUGUACCUUCAUGUCUGUUUGAAAUAUUAUCGUUCUCAGAUUUUUUUUGUAUGUAUGAAAACGUUUUUUUUUCUCUCCCAAAACGCUAUAAAUCCAUUGUUUAGCUGUAAUGGAAUGUUUGUAUCAUGUAUAUUUGAUUGUGAUAUGUGGUUGUCUCAUCUAGCUAUCUUAAGAUGAAUGCAUUCACUGUAAGUCGCUCUGGAUAAGAGC